UCAAUCAUCAGUUUAUCAGUUUAUCAAUCAUCAGUUUAUCAAAUCCUAAAUUUGACUUUAAAAACAAACAAGUGUUUUUCCUCUCUUUGUUAUAAGCAGCUUUAAUUCGCUGAGGAAGCUUAGUUAAACAUAUUUAACUACGUUGACCAUGAUGCUUUGCGCCCAAACUUCACUUCCUGGUUUCUCGGUCGCCUGGUUUCCCGUUACGAGGAAGCUCAUCGGGUGACUCAAGAUGGAGAAUUUCAGGCAGACGUACCUGCGACUGUGUAAAGAUGGAGGUGUGAAGCCUCAGGAGAGCGUGGUGGUCCAGCUUCAGGAGAGCAGGACAGCUCACAGCUCCAGACUGGACCUGAGAGGACUGAGUCUGUCUCCAGAUACCUGCUCUGCUCUGGCCAGCGCUUUACAGCAGGACACUGUCUUCACAGAGCUGUUGCUCAGUGACUGCAUGCUCAGUGAGGAAAGUGCCAAAAUCCUCCUGACUGGACUGUUUGAAAACACAACUGUAAAGGUUCUGGAUCUAAAGGGAAAUAAUCUCAGGUCAGUGGGGGCGGAGGUUCUGGGAAGCUUGCUGGCGACUAACAGAACUCUGCGUAGGCUGGUGUUGGAGUGGAAUGGUUUGGGCAUGUGGGAAGAAGCUUUUUCACUCUUCUGUGACGGUUUGGCCUCCAACAACACGCUGGUGGAGCUGGACCUACGCAACAAUCAGAUCAACCACCAAGGAGCUUCUCAGCUUGCUCUGGCCCUCAGACGCAGCGGCACUCUGCAGGAGCUAGAUCUAAGAUGGAACAACGUUGGUCUUCUGGGUGGGAGGGCCCUGCUAGAGUCACUUCAGAAGAACAAGAGCAUCAUUCAGCUGCAGCUGGCAGGAAACAACAUCCCCAGUGACAUACUGAAAGCUCUCGAGCAGAUCACAAGACACAACACAGAGAGGCAGUCCUCUCUGAGAGAAAACCACAGCAAAACCCAGGUCCUCAGCAAAGAGAUCCAGUCACUAAAGGAGGAGAAAGGUCGACAGUUCCUUAGUCUGAUGGAGACCAUAUCGAAGCAGAAAGAGGAAAUGGGACGCUCCAAUAGGUCAACGUGUGUUCAGAUUGGUCAACUCCAAGAAACCUUGACUGAGAGGAAGAUGGCCAUCAACGCUCUGACUGCCAAAGUGCAGAUGACGGAAGCAGCCCUCGCCCUCGCUGAGCAGAAAAACCAGAGCAUGGGAGACCUGCUGUCUCGACUGAAGGCUGAGAAAGAAGAACAGAGAGAACAACAGAUCAGACUGAGGAAGAAAGAAGAAGAGGAAAGUGCACUCAGAGAGGGAAAACUCCAGAGAGAAAUUCAGAACUUGAUGGAACGCAAUGGUCAGCUCAGAAAUAAGGUGGAGGAAACGGAGCGUCGGUGUAAGUCUCAGCAGCAGCAGAUCUUUGAGCUGAAGCAGAAAUUAACUAACAGCACAGCUGAGCUCAAGAUGCGACUAACACAGACUGAAGAUCGUCUGGAAACAGAAAAGCGGAGGUCCAAGCAAGUCCUGGAAGACGUAGAAAGUCUCCACCAGAAGGAGGUAGAGCACCUGAAUCGUCAUCUGGAAGAGAGUGAGAGAGCUCUGCAGGAACGCAUCUUCAAACUUGAAGCACAGCGGAUUCAACUUGAGGAGGAGCUGAGCAAGGCUAAAGCAGCGAGUGUGACAGAGAAGGUCCAGGCAGGGGAGGAGCUGGGGAGGACCAUAGCUCAAGUGCGUCAGGAGGAGCAGGAACAUGUGACCUCCCUGGAGGAGAAGCUCCGCUCUGUGCGUUCAUCCAUGCAGGAGAUGCAGCUCCGCAGCUCGCAGCAGAAACAGACCAUUUCUGAGCUGCAGGCCAAGAACAGCCAGCAGAGCGUGGAGAUGGACGGCUUGAGACGACGGAUAGAUGAGCUCCAGCAGGAGCUUUCAGGCAAAGACCAGGAGAAGGUGGCCGAGGUGAGCCGUGUGCGAGUUGAGCUGCAGGAGCAGAUUGGGUUUUUACAGGCUGAGAGGACGGCUCAGGAGGGCCUCAAAGCUAAGAUCAGUGCUCUGGAGAGAGAGCUUAAAGUAAUCAGCAGUAAUCACAGAGAGGUUCUUCUUGACAGAGAAAGUGAGAAGUCUUCCUUGUUGGAGAAGCUGCGGCUGAAAGAGGCAGAAAUCCAGAGAAUGAGAGAGGAUGAAGCUCAUCGAGCCAGCUGCCUGCAGAGCGCCGUCCUGGCCUACACUCAGGGCUCACCUGUGGGACACUACUGCAGCCCGAACAAAUGACAGACAGUUCAGUGUGGCUCCACCCAGGACACGUUAAAACAUUAUGUUCUGAUUCCCUGCGCUCAAAGACACCUCAUUAUCGACACGUUAGAUCAGUGAUAGACUUGCUUUGUACAAAGAGCUCUAAAACAAUUUUACAUGCUGUUUUUUACAAGGACGAUUUUAUGCAAAAAUGUCCAAAUUUUGUUUAAAAUUUUUUUGUAACGCAAAGUUCUGUUUUAAAUUAUUUUUUAAGAUUUAUUCAAAAUGUGCUGUUUUCAGAUCAAUAAAGAAUAUGUUUUAUUAUUAUUCACUC
This is a messenger RNA of Austrofundulus limnaeus, 2552 nucleotides long. RefSeq names its product leucine rich repeat containing 45 (gene lrrc45). Gene Ontology annotation, molecular function: protein binding. The record is from RefSeq and is a predicted model, not a curated record. The transcript is spliced from 18 exons. Gene Ontology annotation, cellular component: centrosome; plasma membrane. NCBI's taxonomy places the organism in Eukaryota, Metazoa, Chordata, Actinopteri, Cyprinodontiformes, Rivulidae. Bases 233 to 2257 code for a protein of 674 amino acids.